AUGGCAUCAUCAACAUCAUCAACUCCAUCACCUAAUCCCACGGCUACAGUGAAUAGUGGCGGUAGUGGUCCUCCAUCGGCUGGAACAAGUGGUCAAGUUUCAAAUAGUUCAAGUACAAAUUCAGGUCAACAACAAUUAUCUGGUUCAAAUAAUCCUGCCAAUGAUGCUCCUGUUUCUCCUGAACGUAUUGCAUGUUGGAUAACUGAAUUAUUAUCAUCAAACACACGUGAAAAUGCCUUAAUGGAAUUAAGUCGUAAACGAGAAAAAGUUGUUGAUUUAGCCGUUUUACUUUGGCAUUCAUUUGGUUCAGUUGCUGUACUUUUACAUGAAGUUAUUUCGGUUUAUCCAUAUAUAACACCUCCAACAUUGACAGCUCAACAAUCAAAUCGUGUUUGUAAUGCAUUAGCAUUACUUCAAUGUAUAGCAUCUCAUCCUGAAACUCGUACCUUAUUUAUUCAAGCCAAUAUUCCACUAUUUCUUUAUCCGUUUUUAAAUACAAAAUCAUCAACACGACCAUUUGAAUAUUUACGUUUAACAUCAUUAGGUGUUAUUGGUGCACUUGUUAAAACAGACGAAACAGAAGUUAUUAAUUUUUUAUUAACAACUGAAAUAAUUCCACUAUCAUUACGUAUAAUGCAAUCAGGUAGUGAAUUAUCUAAAACAGUUGCAACAUUUAUUUUACAAAAAAUUCUUGCUGAUGAUUGUGGUUUAAAUUAUAUAUGUCAAACAUUUGAUCGAUUUUCACAUGUAGCUAUGGUUUUAGGAAGGAUGGUUCUUCAACAGCAAAAAGAAGCUAGUGGCCGUUUAUUAAAACAUAUAAUUCGUUGUUAUUUACGUUUAUCGGAUAAUGCAAGAGCACGUGAAGCUCUUCGAUCAUGUCUUCCUGAUUGUCUUAAAGAUCAUACAUUUGAUGCUGUUCUUAAAGAAGAUCAAUCAACUAAAAAAUGGCUAUCACAAUUAUUACUUAAUCUUGAAUCACCGGUAGCACCAAAUACAGCUAAUUCUCAACAACAAGCACCAGGUUCUGUUGUUCCACAACAAACACAACCUGCAUCACCACUUGGAAUGGGAUAG
Molecule: messenger RNA, 1074 nt
Organism: Rotaria sp. Silwood1
Lineage: Eukaryota; Metazoa; Rotifera; Eurotatoria; Philodinida; Philodinidae
Source: the annotation of a GenBank genome assembly